AUGCCGAUCCUCGGAGAACCUUAUCUCUGUGACCUUCUAACCACGUAUAUAUGCAGAGUAGAAAUUACUGCCAGAACUACACCUGUUCUGGCCAAAUCACCUGCAAUGUUCAAGGAAGUAGCUGUUAUCUUGGGUUUGUGCAUGGUUCUGGUCUCUGCAAGGACGAGUUGCACUAGAGAUGACCAAUGUGGAAGCGGGGAGUGCUGUUACUACCACGAGGGGCCAAUGAUCAUGAGCCGUAAAAGGCAGCAGCAUGCCCAGUUAUCUCUGCCACAAGAUUUGACGUUGAUGCACCAGGGAGGCUACUGUGAGGUCUACAAACGUGUGAAUGAAUCCUGUAGCGUCUUUGGCAAGAUAAACGGCCAUUGUGAAUGCGGUCCUGGACUGACAUGUAAGUUUGUGUCGUCUGGACCGUCUUUAUUGGGACCUGACACCAUUGUCGCCAGCAAGAGAAGCAUGGUAUUCCAAGGACCUGGUAGUUAUUUGUGUGUAGCGCACUGAAUAAACACCUGAUUUGUAAA
Messenger RNA from Pecten maximus, 521 nucleotides. RefSeq lists its product as uncharacterized. The transcript is spliced from 3 exons. NCBI's taxonomy places the organism in Eukaryota, Metazoa, Mollusca, Bivalvia, Pectinida, Pectinidae. The record is from RefSeq and is a predicted model, not a curated record. Bases 1 to 501 code for a protein of 166 amino acids.